GUCCAUCUACUUGGGCUUUCCGUCACAGAUGACUCGUCCCUCCGCCCUCCCUUGACUAGGACUCUGAGUUGAUGCCGCUGUUUCACCUAAAUUUGCAUAGAUCCUCCAAUGGAGGUGACACCGGUCCCCAUCACAUAUGAAUUGCAUCCACCAUUCAAUUAGGUACCUGCGUUCUGCUUUGUCCCUCAACUAGGAUAAUUCCAACAUAGGCAUUCCAUAUAAUCCUGGUGCGCUAGAUUUCAGUCCGAGGCUUCCCUGCCUUUCGCUCUCCUCCCACCUCAGACCAGGCCCCGUGCAGCCAAGAGGUUGAAGCAUGGAUCCCUCGCCAUCCCUCACGAUCAGCCAGCUGACUCUCACCAACGCUGUCCUCGCUUACCUAUCGCCAGAGUGCACAGCUCUAGAUGCGAUCAUCCGCCUUCAUGCUUGCCAUCGCCCAGCGGACUACCGUCCACCUGUCCUUCGUGUCCCCAUAGAAAUUCUCCUACACAUCCGUUCUUUUCUAGCUAUUGCCAUCGUGGACGCAUUAUAUGACGGCAUGAUGACAUAUGCUCUAUCUGCCGUCGAGGCUCUCUGCGACGACUGCAAGCAAUACAACACCUACAUCUACGGAGACCAAAUUUAUAACUGGCCCUACCUUGACCUCAAUGGCUGUCGGUGUAGCGACCAUCUUAGUCUGGGCGAGGCCCCCGCGAAGCUAAAUAAACUACCCGACAAUCCUUCUUACCAAAAAUAUUCGAUGGCCGGUAAACCAUGGUAUCAGGCCAAUCUCCUGACAACUGCCCAAACAUGCCUUGUGACCAACCCUUCAUCGCCCUACGCUCACCAGCUGACGGCCCUCGUCAAGAGGCUUUCUCUCGACGACAGAGCUCCGCCGACGUUCGAGCAAGCUUACUUCCUUUCAGCUGAGGAAACGUUCCUCAGCGAGAUUCUAUCCGCCCUUCAUUGUCGUGUAUCUUUCUUGAGGCCACGUCGGUCUAGAGGAGAUAUGUGUGUCGUGAAACCGACGGGUUUGGAAGACGAUCUAUUCAAGCUCCGGUCAGAGCUAUCACUGGGGUCAAUUAAGCUCAAUUCCGUCGAUCGAUCCUUACAAAAGUUUAAGGUGACGCCAGAUCGCCACGAACGCCCUGAAGUGUCCGGUAUGCGAACAUACCCCAGGCGCAGCGUAGUGUCAAUUUUUGCUGCCUGUGCUAUGAUUGCAUGCGUACGAAUUACUCUAAGAUGGUUCCUUUGACUUCUUAAUGACCCGCCUAUAUGUCUCAAUG
This is a messenger RNA of Coniophora puteana RWD-64-598 SS2, 1262 nucleotides long. RefSeq lists its product as uncharacterized. Bases 314 to 1231 code for a protein of 305 amino acids. The transcript is spliced from 3 exons. Lineage: Eukaryota; Fungi; Basidiomycota; Agaricomycetes; Boletales; Coniophoraceae. The record is from RefSeq and is a predicted model, not a curated record.